ACGUUUGGCUCACAGAAUUGCUACCAUGUCGCUUCCUUUACUCCAGCGGAUUUGGGUUGUCUUUUUUGUUUCAAGUAGAAGACGCGGCACUUCCCUCGAUUCUACUAUAAAAGUAGAGCUGCUCUCGAGCGGGGCAACGGCAUUUCCAAAGAUCUUCGCAGAAGACACACAUCUCCACCAAGAUGAAGACAUUCGCCGCCGCUGUCUGCGCCCUCCUAGUCUGCAGCGUUUUCGCUGACAAGAAGGACGAGAAGGUCGAAGCGCGUGGUGGCCUUUUGGGCGCUGGUCUCGGUGGCUACGGCGCUGGCGUCGGAGGUCCCGGUCUUGUCGGUGCUGGUCUCGGAGGCGCUGGUCUCGGCGGAUAUGGCGGAGGCUUCCAGUCCGGCUAUGGCUCUUCUGCCGGCGGCCACCAGGGUGGAUUCCAGGGUGGCGCUAGCGGGUACAACCAGGGCUCAGGAGCAUUCGCUGGCGGUGCCUCUAACAGGAAUGUGAACGCCUACAACGACAACAAGGGCUACAGCCACAGCUCGGGCUUCUCGUCCUCUGACAGCAACAGCUACGGCGCUGGAAACAAGCAGGGAUCAUCUGGCUUCCAAGGAGGCGCUGCCGGGCACCAGGGAGGAUACGGAGCACAGUCAUUCGGACACAACGCAGGAACCGGCUAUGGUGGCGGAUACCUUGGAUAGAU
Rhipicephalus sanguineus (brown dog tick) is the source of this 688-nucleotide messenger RNA. RefSeq lists its product as uncharacterized. The coding region runs from base 183 to 686 and encodes 167 amino acids. Lineage: Eukaryota; Metazoa; Arthropoda; Arachnida; Ixodida; Ixodidae. The transcript has 2 exons. The record is from RefSeq and is a predicted model, not a curated record.